AUGCAGGCUGCUUAUCGAGUGCUAAGAUUCGAUCGUGAUUUUCGGUGGAGGACGGGAAUCCAGCUCGUGCCGAUCGAAGGCGACAGCGCGAACAACUUCCAGCUGAGGAUGGAGGACCUGAAAGCUGCCUACGAAAUGGCGAAGCUGAACAACAUUCGAGUCGAAGGGCUGCUGUUGACCAACUCGUCCAACCCACUGGGGACGAUUCUCGAUGGUGAUACCUUGAGAAGCAUCGUCGCCUUCACCAACGAGAAGAACAUCCACCUGAUCUGCGAUGAGAUCUACUCCGCCACCGUCUUAGGCAAGCCCGACUACGUCAUCAUGGCCGAUAUCGUCGACGAGGACCGGAGGAGCGGCGGCGGCAAGAACAGUCUCAACCUAAACCUGAUCCACAUAGUCUACAGCUAG
Linum tenue is the source of this 408-nucleotide messenger RNA. The record is from the annotation of a GenBank genome assembly. Lineage: Eukaryota; Viridiplantae; Streptophyta; Magnoliopsida; Malpighiales; Linaceae.